CUACUUUGGUAAACUGCUUCGGCGUCGGCCUACACACCGCCGGGUGCAGAAAACGUCACGACUUGAUCAUGGAUGAGGCCAGUCCCUUAGGCGUUUACCUAGUGAAAUCGGGCAGCAAAGGGGACCGGUUACUGUUCCGUUACCCGUACGCAGUCGAUACGGAAAGUGACACCCAUGCCAACAGGAGACGGACCAAUCCGUACUCGCUGAUUCCGAACGAAGACACGUCGAAUAUCACAAGAGCCAGGAGCUGCUCAGAGAUCUCAGACAAAAACUUAGUCUUAAUCACAGACAAAGCCCUGUCGAACCUUUUCGCCACCAAGAGCGAACUCUGCAACAGAAAGUUCGAACUGAAGGUGAACGAUGUGCGGUUUGUGGGACACCCCGUCCAGCUGUGUUCGAAGCGCGAGACAUCAACGUUUCUCAUGUUCAACGUUGUCUUCGCCCUCAGGGCCAAUGCCAGUCACGACAUCGUCAACUUUUAUCACGACUUUACACAUAAGAUUGCGAUAGCAUUGUCUUCGGAAGAGAACCGCUGCAAUUACCUGAGUUUUGAACUCAAGAUCAUGCUACGAGCCCAUGAUGACACUGUCGCAAUGCCUGAAGACAUCGGGGAAUCUCCGUACUACCUGAUCCUAAAACGCAGCCAACUAGCCAGGGAUUUGCAGCGUGCAUACAAUGAACUGCACAGCAGUGGUUCGGUGCAGCUGCACAUCAACCGCUGGAUCAAUGUCUCCUUCUGCCUCCCACACAAGGUCCACAGGCUACAGCUGGCAAGGAGUUGUGUCAAGGCCGAAGCUAUUCAGAAGUGCCUGACACAACUCAGGCCAUACCAUGCCCUCCUCCUUCUGGUGGACCCGAGGGAGCUGGUAGAAUCUCUGCCUACGGACGCAUCGUCCGCACUUGUCCGACUCAUCCACACAGCCAGCCCAAUGCGCAGCCUCGUGCAACUGGCUGCGGAUACGGAUCUUACCCUGAGACAGGUAUUUCAGCUGUCAGCUCAUCUAGUCUACUGGGCCAAGGCCACCAUCAUCUACCCUCUGUGCGAGAGCAACUGCUAUGUGCUCGCUCCAAAUGCACCGACCGAUAUAAAGUCUCCUGUGCACGAGAGGUUUGCCGAGAUGUUUCCUGGAGUCUCGCUACCGGCAUUUAUGUCCAAGUUCUCACUGCCUACCUCACUGUCCCAGCUGAAUGACCCCAUGGACCUGAAAAAUGAACGAAAGCAGCUGCUGCAGAUUCUGGUGUGGAUGCUUCAGGAGAGGAUCCUGAUGCAGCUGCACACCUACGUCUACCUCGUGCCAACCGAGCAGCCUAGCAACGGUUACCUCGGGUCGCGACCUUACCUGUCCGAACCUCACCUGAGUCACCGACCGGCCACCAGCCAGUCGGACUUCAGCGGCUCAGUGCCCAGUGAGGAUUCCAUGAUUGGUAGCCCGAGUCAGUCAAGCCAGUCUUCCAAGUGUGGCUCCGACGAAGACCUCUCACCGGCAGAGUCUGAUGGGCGCUUUGCGUUGUCCUGGGAUGAGAAGGAGGCCGUGGCCAGGGUGCCCGCUUACCGAAACCUUGAAGACCGAAAACUCUUCCUCAGGUUGUGCCCACGCUUCAAGGGCAAAGACCACCUCGAGGAGAUUAUGUACUACGAGAAUGUGCGUCGAUCUAACCUCCUCGCUCUUUUGGACAAGUUUCGUGAGGUGCUCUUCACUGUGCAGCACGAAGACCCCACAAUAGCGGUGUUCUACAGCUGACAUAGUGGUCAUGAGGUGUUUUUCUUUUCCAAGUGUGUGCCGACGCAUUGCCCCUGGACAUUGGCGCUGAAGCUGAAGCCCCGGCUAUUCUGCUUCGAGUGGCAUGUUAUUCCGUUUCACUUAAUGUAAUUAAUUACCAUUGUCUUAUAAAUGCUGACAGGACGGCA
Messenger RNA from Rhipicephalus sanguineus (brown dog tick), 1912 nucleotides. It is a transcript of the gene Nprl3, whose product is annotated as GATOR complex protein NPRL3. The record is from RefSeq and is a predicted model, not a curated record. The transcript is spliced from 14 exons. Bases 69 to 1745 code for a protein of 558 amino acids. Gene Ontology annotation, cellular component: GATOR1 complex. Gene Ontology annotation, biological process: negative regulation of TORC1 signaling; cellular response to amino acid starvation; positive regulation of autophagy. Lineage: Eukaryota; Metazoa; Arthropoda; Arachnida; Ixodida; Ixodidae.